AUGGCCACACAAGAGUAUUUGCCUCCUACAUUUGGGAGACCAUUUAUUCCCGACAUGACAACUCAUUCUGAACAGGAACCCUUGCUACGACCAGCGCAAUACGAGGAGGUCUAUCGGAGGUUCAGUCCGACGAAGAAGAGGAUGAUCGUGGCCAUUGCCUCACUCACCGGCCUUCUCCCUCCCUUUGUUUCAGGAACUUUCGUUCCUUCUAUACCCCAAAUAGCCAAAGAUCUCAACUCAACCGGUGCAGUCGUAAGCCUUGCUGUAAGUCUUUCAGUGCUCGCAACAUCUCUAGGUAGCCUCCUAGGGUCUUCGUAUUCUUCCUUUUAUGGUAGAAAACCUGUAUACCUCACAGGAACACCUCUUCUAUUUCUUGGAUCGCUGGGACUCGCGUCUGCCCAAACAAUAUCUCACCUGAUGGUCUGGCGAUUCAUACAAGCCGUCGGCGCAUCGCCUGACUUGGCCGUUGGAUCGGGUGUGAUGGGGGACAUCUACAGGGUGGAGGAGCGCGGACAGGCAAUGGGGAUCUUUUUCUCGGCUACGCUAUUUGGUUCGGCUCUUGCUCCUUUUGCCGGAGGUCUCGCAACACACUACUUUUCCUGGCGUUUCAUGCAACUCUGCCUCGGCUUCAUGGGCCUUGGCAUAUUCUUCUGCAUUCUCAUCUUCUUCCCAGAAACGUAUCACCCCGGUGAACGGGGUGUCGAGAAAGCUGACCCAGCCUCUCUUCCAAGCUGGAGACCAAUCUUGAUCAACCCGCUGCGGCCCCUAUGGCUUCUUAAAAGCCCAAAUCUUCUCGCCGUCACUCUCGCAGGAUUUACGGCGCUCCUCACAGACUAUGUGUUCUUGACACCUUUGGCUUAUACAAUUGGAGCUCGCUAUGGCAUAACGAACGAAGCUUUGAUUGGUGCAUGCUUCCUCCCAGCUGGUCUCGGACAUAUACUUGGUGCGCCACUGGCAGGUCGCGUGUCCGAUCAGGUCAUCACCUCAUACCGCAAAGGGCGAGGAGAGAUUUGGCAUCCCGAGGAUCGCCUGCGGGCCACAAUCGUUGGCACGCUCUUCUUCGUCCCUCUAUCCAUUUUAUUUUCCGGCCUGUUGAUAGAGUACGUGCCUGGGAGGGCUGGCCUGGUGUUAAACUUGAUAUGCUUGUUCGUCAACGGCAUUGGGAUUGAAUUCGUCCUCACCCCCUCAGCGUCCUACGUCGUUGACGUAAUGCACUCCAAAAGUGCUGAGGCGAUGGCCGCGAACAAUGGGUUCCGCUCUAUCGUCAUGUCCAUUGCGGUAGCAUUCAUCCUACCCAUGGUACAGAAGUAUGGUGCUGCAAUUACGGACACUAUCGCAGCCACCUUGAGCUGGAUUGGAUUUGGAUUCAUUUGGAUGACCAUUGCGUAUGGUGACCGCCUGAGAUCGAUGGUGGAUGUCGGAUUCUCGACUGCAUACAAUAAUUAA
Molecule: messenger RNA, 1446 nt
Organism: Cyclocybe aegerita
Lineage: Eukaryota; Fungi; Basidiomycota; Agaricomycetes; Agaricales; Hemipholiotaceae
Source: the annotation of a GenBank genome assembly